AUGGCAGGGAUAGAGCAACUAGAAAUCCACAGCAAGUCCUAUAUUGUGCGAUGGGUUAAGGUCGACGAAGGCCAAACUAUUUCAUGGAGUGUCCAGCCGCAUAAGAAGUCAAUUAAUUUUGGCAUCGUUAAACACCCCGGUACCGGCGCGACAAACCCUAUCCCGACAUUAGACGGCACGAAUACCGAUGUCGAACAGGUUGAUGGCCAUGGAAAGGGUAAUCGCUUUGCGAAGAAAGAUUCCAGCACAGCUCAGGAGCAACUGGCUAGCAAGGGGUUCAUUCCAGUGAAAUGGUAUGGGAAAUGCGAGGCCGACAAAGUAUCUAUGGGAACAUAUGAUGUGUUCAAGGGUCAUGGGGGGAUGUUCGGUUUAAUAUUCGAUAAUACCUUCUCGAAGCAAACAUCCAAGACAGCGACCUUUGUUCUUCUACCUACCCUACAGGUGCACCGCCGCAAGGAGCACAUCAUCUUCCAAACCUCCAAGCUGGUUCCCACGCAAGUAGCAAGUCAUCCGGCCGGCCGUCAGCGGGCCAAAUCUAUGGGUGCGCGUAGUGAUGGAAUAGCAUCGUCGACUACAUACACGGGUACUUUAUUGAAGAGGCGGAGAAAGAAGGGCCAGGGUUAUGCCCGUAGGUUCUUUUCCCUAGAUUAUUCAUCUUGCACCAUGUCAUAUUACCACAAUCGGAACUCGUCUGCAUUAAGAGGAGCUAUUCCCCUAAGCCUAGCUGCAAUUGCUGCAGAUGAACGACGGAGAGAAAUCAAUAUCGAUUCUGGAGCAGAAGUUUGGCAUCUAAGAGCAUCUAAUGCUAAGGAAUUCAAUGAAUGGGCACGCGCUUUAGAAAAGGCAAGUAGAAUUGCAAGGGGCCUCGAACCAAUGCUUGAGGAACCUUCUCCCGAAAAGCUUACCGUGGCAACUCCAAAGCAAACCAGUUUGCCGAACUCGCAGCAAGAUGAGGACCGGGAUGGCAACAAGUUGAGACGUUGCGCCACGCCCUCAAAGCUCACACUUAUCGCAGCUUCCCCAGCAGCUAUCUCAGAAGGCGGUGAUGGUUAUUUUACCGCAGCAGCACAGGACAAGCGCCCAUUCUGGAAGAGAAAACAAAGUUCCUCGCCUCUUCCGCCAGAUUCGUUGACACCAGGAGCCCCGUCGGCUUUAGCUGUUCCAACACCAGGAUCGGUAGCUACAAUAAGACCGAAUGGGUCUAGCCACGGUGAGAAAGCGGAGCAAAACACGCACGACCACUGCGCUGCUCUUCUAAAUGACUUGGAUUCGGUUGUUUCGGAGUUCACCAAGUUACUUGCUAAUAGCAAGAGACGGCGAAUACCAAUGCCCGGUCCUUCUACGUCUAGAAAAAGUCUUGAGUCCACAGCGUCAACUGAGGAAUUUUUUGAUGCUGAGGGAGGCGAAACGGAUAGCCGAGCGCAGGUUAUGAUGAUUGCUCGCCGUGAGAGCGAUGAAGAUUCCCACGAAUCUGAGGCCGACGAUGCUACUAUUGAUGACACGUCUUCGACAUCGUCCGUGGAAGAUGGUGAAGGGAAUACAGGAGCUAGUGGUGCCGCGGCUCUUUUCCCUCUACGGCCUAAAUCUCUCGCUCCAUUACCGGUUGACAUCGCUGUAGAACGACGAAAAACCAUCCCCGCAGCUACUGUUCCGCCGCCUAGUCUAAUCGCAUUCUUUCGCAAGAAUGUUGGCAAGGAUUUAAGUACGAUUAGCAUGCCCGUCUCGUCUAACGAGCCUAUAUCGACUCUGCAGCGUGUGGCCGAACAGCUCGAGUAUGCUCAGCUCCUUGACCAAGCCGCGCAGCAGAAAGCUCCAAAGGACCGCAUGGUAUACGUCACUGCCUUUGCUAUUUCUAAUCUUAGCGUCAAUCGUGUAAAAGAACGUGCCAUGCGUAAACCAUUCAACCCCCUUCUAGGCGAAACUUUCGAACUUCUUCGUACCGAGAGUGAGGUUCCCGGUGGAUUCAGGCUUAUUGUUGAGAAGGUCACCCACCGUCCGUUACGUGUUGCAAUGCAUGCCGAUGCUGCAGCCUGGUCGCUCACACAAAGCCCCGCCCCAUCACAGAAAUUCUGGGGUAAGAGUGCAGAGUUGACUACUGAAGGACGGGUUCGCGUAGCCUUGCGGCUCCCAGAUGGCACUGAUGAGCUAUAUUCGUGGAAUAUUGCGACCAUGUUCUUAAGGAAUGUCGUCAUGGGCGAGAAAUAUGUUGAACCGGUUGGAACGAUGACCGUAUGUAAUGAUUCUACAGGAGCAAAGGCGAAUAUCGAAUUUAAAACGAAGGGUAUGUUCGGCGGCCGGAGCGAAGACGUUGAGGUUCAAUUCUGCGAUGCGGAUGGAAGCCAGAUUGGAACCGGCCUCGCAGGCAAUUGGACGUCCUCACUUCGCCUUGUGGAGGGUGGCAAAACAACUAACAAGGAGAUCUGGAAAGCUGGUCAACUCGUUCCCAACGCGCCAAACACUUACGGCCUGCCGGAAUUUAGUGCCACACUUAACGAAAUAACGCCCGUCGAGGAAGGUCGGUUACCACCUACAGAUACCCGAUUGCGUCCUGACCAGCGGCUUGCGGAACAGGGCAAGCUUGACGAUGCCGAAGAAUGGAAGGUAACACUCGAAGAGGCACAGCGCGCAAGGAGGAGAGAUCUAGAAACUAAGGGGGAAGAGUAUAAGCCGCGAUGGUUCGUCAAGGUGCCUGAAGCACCCGACGGGGAAGAGUUAUGGAAGUUGAAGCUUGGCAAGGAGGGCUAUUGGGAGGAGAGGGCAAAAGGAGAAUGGAAGGGCAUUGAACGUAUAUUUGAAGCCCCAGCCUGA
Messenger RNA from Daldinia childiae, 2808 nucleotides. RefSeq names its product Oxysterol-binding protein like protein C23H4.01c. Gene Ontology annotation, cellular component: intracellular membrane-bounded organelle; perinuclear endoplasmic reticulum; cytosol. Bases 1 to 2808 code for a protein of 935 amino acids. The record is from RefSeq and is a predicted model, not a curated record. Gene Ontology annotation, molecular function: sterol binding. NCBI's taxonomy places the organism in Eukaryota, Fungi, Ascomycota, Sordariomycetes, Xylariales, Hypoxylaceae. The transcript has 5 exons. Gene Ontology annotation, biological process: ER to Golgi ceramide transport; exocytosis; piecemeal microautophagy of the nucleus.